This is a messenger RNA of Mercenaria mercenaria, 3400 nucleotides long. RefSeq names its product switch-associated protein 70-like. NCBI's taxonomy places the organism in Eukaryota, Metazoa, Mollusca, Bivalvia, Venerida, Veneridae. The record is from RefSeq and is a predicted model, not a curated record. The transcript is spliced from 10 exons. Gene Ontology annotation, cellular component: nucleus; cytoplasm. Bases 502 to 3114 code for a protein of 870 amino acids.
AAUUAAACAAUUGGUGAAGUAUAUGAAUUUUACAAGAUACGAAGGGUGUUACAAAAAGUCUGGUUCCCAUGUACAGAUGUAAAGAAAGUUCAUCAGAGACGUGACGGUGACACAUUCAGUCAAAAUGUGACAAUUGCACAUUCAGCUAAAUUGUUAAUGCAGGAUAUAAGAAGACUAUGUGAUUUAUGAACCAAACGCUAAUAAAACCACAAGUCGUAUGUUGUAAAAUAUUCAUUUACUUAACCAAUUGUUUAACGAAGAAUACUACCCCCAUUCCACGUGCAUUCCCUGUGCACACUCACACUGACGUUGAAAUGAAUAUUUCUUUGUUUUUGUUUUAAUAGGGGACUGAUUUAUUAUGCUCUGAUAACGCCAGAUACCAGACAUAGGAAGUAAAAUUGAACACACUUAUCGAUAGGCUGUAAACAAAGUUACAAAAGAUAUAUUUUACUGCGAUCUGGGAAAAUACUUGACUUCGACCCAGAUUUUGCUUAUCAGUCGAUGUCUAUAUUUCGGGGCAGUUUAAGGAAGUCCGGCGGAAGUGGACACGGACCAGAGGGAGAGCUCCAGACGAACUCUGACGAAACGAUGGACGAUUUUCAGCGGGAAACGAUGAAGUCGCUCUGGCAUGCCUUUGAUAUGCUGGACACUAUGAACACUGGGACUGUACAUGUCUCACAACUCAAGGUGAUUACCUCAACCAUUGGUUCAAAGAUGGGAUUCGACAAGGCAGAGGAGAUCUUGAAUAAAGACGGCGUACUCGACAUGGAUUUUCAGACAUAUUUUGACAUCGUGAAAACACAGCUAAUAACCAAACAAGAGUGCCCCGAUACAAGUGACGAAACCGUUCUUGGAGCUCGCAUAAAUACCAUUGUCAAAACAUGCUGGACAUUUUGUAACUUUGAGAGGAAACACCAUUGUAAAUCUUGCACCUCUGAGCAUUGCAUAGUCCUUUGGCGUCUCUAUAACUUCCUGUCAGAGACAGACGGUGAGGGGGAACCAGCGAUACCCGUUCACUUAGACCCAGAGGAAGCGGCUUUGCUUCUUAGAGAGUUUAUUGACGUUACCGGACAAAGGAGUAAGGAAAGCCAGAUCAAGCAGUUUCUCACAGAACAUCAGGACAUUCCAUUGACAUUUACGGAGUUUCUUAAUGUGUUCGAAAAGGAUUACGUGGUCGGCUUAUCAAACAGGAACAUAACACAAGGCCUCAACCAUCUCUACGACACAUACAUUCUCAAUAUACUUAUGAAAGGAAAGAUCAAGAAGAGGGGCUUUAAAGUGAAGAGUUGGAAGGAUCGUUGGUUAGUGCUGACCCCUACAAAACUAAACUAUUUUGUUGGACCUGACGAAAAAGUACAGAAAGGGACGAUACAAUUUGACAGCGAUUGUUCAGUUGAGGUACCCCCGGAUCGCCCAGCUCAUAAGCCAAAUCGUUUUGUGAUCCAAACCCCUAAGAAGCCCUAUGAGAUGAGUGCACAUGAUCUUAAAUCCAAAAACGAAUGGGUCUCAGCUGUACAGCAGGCGCUUAGCCGUGUUGGAAUUGAUCCAAAUAUACAAAAAGAGGAUGCACGUGAACGCUGUAAAGCACGCGCUGAAAGACGUCGCCAAGCAGCAGACGAAGAAAGAAAACGCAGAGAAGAGGCAGAACUUCUCAAAAACAGGGAAGAUGAAUUAGACGAAGAGAAAAGGAGACGUUUACAAGACGGAGAAUUGCUGCGAGCAAGGCUGAACGAAUUAGAAGAGGAACGAAAGAGACGAGAAGAGGCGGAAGCAAGAUGGCAGGAGGAGCAAACACUACGUGAGGCCGAACAACAGAGGCUGAGAGAACUUGAGGAGAUCAAACGUGAAUUGGAGAGGUUACUUGCCGAGGAAAGACAGGCUAAGAAAGACGAGGAAAUUGUCAGAAACCUACAGUCAAAAUUAUUGGAGGAAGAAUUUGAGAAAAGGGAAGAGCUGGAAAGACUUAAACAACAACAGGAAGAAAUGCUGCGAGCGGAAAGAGAACAGAAAGCUGUGUUAGAGAGUGAUCGUAAAGAGCAGGAAAGAUUGUUUGCCGAGGCACAGGCGAGAUUGGAACAACUGGAGCGUGAUAAAGCCGCUGCCGCCGAGAAAAUGCAGGAAGCUGCAGAGAAACUUCAAAAAGCAGAGAAGGACCGUUACAUUAUGGAAGAAAAGGUGAAGUUGUGGAAAACACCAGUUGGACUGGCGAGACCUAUACAACCUCACCCAGAGCCACUUGUUACACACAGAGGGCUAGGCGCCUUCUGUGACAGAGACUUUGUAAAGAAGCAAGAUGACAAUGCUAACAGGGAAGAUGAGAAUAACGGCAUGGAUAAGACAGGAAUUGAUGGUAGUUCCAGUGAUGUUAAAGAUGACACUGGAAAGAACAAUAUGGACCUAAUAUCAAACGGAAAUAAUUCUGGAGAAAAGCUUAAUGAUAGUGAUAACGUCGAAAUGAAAAGUGGCCAAGAAUCCGACGAAGAAAAGUCACUGAAAUCAAAUCUUGUUCAAAAUCAGGAGGAUGAAUAUCAUAAAGAUCAAACAGAGGUUGAUGAUUCUGAUGAAAACACCGGGAAAGAGUCUGAUAAAGAAGAGGCGCCUGAACCUGGAAACGAAUUUGAAUCUAAAACAAUUAAUAAUGAAGAAGAAGUCAUUGAUUCCAACACAGAAACGAAAGAAAUAACAGAAAAUGUUGAAGUUUUGGAAAGUGAACCAGAAAUUGCUGAUGAAAGUGUUGAUAAAAAUUCUGUCUCAAAUGAAGAUCAACGCGAUAGUUCUGGAAAAAUCACAGAAGCGGAUACUGCGGAGGAAGAAAGUAUCAAAACUGAGCAGGCAGGCAACAUUCAAGAUGACAAAGGUAAACCUAUCAUGGAAAUUGAACAGUUAGAUGGCUGCCAAGAAGACAAUGAUAAACUUAUUGUGGCAACUGAACAGUCAAGCCACAUCCAAGACGAUAAAGAUAAACUUACUGUGGAAACAGAACAGUCAGGCGACACCAAAGAGGAUACAGAUAAACUUAAUGUGGAAACAGAACAUUCUUUGGAAAAUAAGUCUUCUGCUGAUAAUGAUGAGUCGAUUACGCCAAAUGGCACUAUUGUACAGAAUGAAGCAUAAACGAAGUUGCCAAGUGUUCAGUUAGGCACUUUUCAUGUUUCUUCUACAUAUGUUUACAAAUGUUAUUACAAGAGAACAUUUUAUGAAUAUAUCUCAUUCUCAAUAACAGGAAUUUGACUGAGGCUGGUGGAAGCUCUCCUAACAUCAUACAUUGUUUAAGUCUUCCAGACAAAAUAUAUGUAAAAUAUAUAUCAUUUGUAAGAAAUAUAUUUUUCAAAAAUUGUUUCAUAUCGUGUUGAAAUAAAAUGAUAAACUUACAUCAGAUUAAAAUUGUAUGUAAGCUGCA